AUGUCUCGUGAGAAGAGCCUGUUGGUGGUGGUGCAAACCUCUGCAUUAGUGUCUGCUGAAGGCGGUGGGAUCCUGUUCUCUGGGACUUCACCAGAAUCACCCUGCUCUGUUGUCUCAUCUUUGUCAGACUUUGAGGUAUUGGACUCCUGUGCCUUGAAGGACAGAUCUCCGGAGAUGGCCUCCAGGGCCAAGUUCCUCAUGUCUGAAGAUGGCUACAAGUUCUUGGGAGCAUCGCCGUCCUCACUGCAACCUCACUGCAAAGCCCGCGCCGAGCGAUCGCGUCUGUUCGGCGCGCGUUGCGCGUCGCGUCUGCCGUCCGCCGGCCUCUCUAUCUGUCUCGCCGAGUGCGCCAGCGCUGAUAUCGCACCGCGCCGACGCCGCCGCCUCCGCCCCCGCCGCCGCCGCCGCGGCGGACGCAGCCUCCGCGCGCCAGUGCCACGCGCGCCGCGCACGCCCUCGCCCACGCCCACGCUCGCGCCCACGCUCCGCGCCCGCCUCCGCUCGCUCGCCACGCCGCCGGCGCAGACAAAGACUCCUUACACUAUGUUUCGUACAUCAACUAAAAAUUAUUGUGACAUUCUAGUGCUCGUGGAAACUUUAACAUAUUUCAUCCAAUCCUCUACUCAUGGAUUUGAGAACCUAUGCGACUUCGAGUACAUCACUGAAAGCGUUCUGAUGAAAUUUGAAACUUGGAUAGAUACUCCAUUUAAACUAUUUUAG
Molecule: messenger RNA, 720 nt
Organism: Gryllus bimaculatus (two-spotted cricket)
Lineage: Eukaryota; Metazoa; Arthropoda; Insecta; Orthoptera; Gryllidae
Source: the annotation of a GenBank genome assembly